AUGGGCACGUCCGGAUGUGGUCGCGCCUGGGGCGCUCUCCCCCGGCUGCUGCUGCUUCUGCUCGGAGCCAGCUUGCUCUUGGUGGCGCUCGCGGUCCCCCGGGGCCUGGCGCACUCAACUUCCACGUCGGGCUCGGCUCCGCACGACUGCAACACCCCCCCGAAGCCGGUCCGGCGGUUCUUCAGCCGGAGCCUGCCCGCCUGGCAGGACCCCUUCCGCAAGUAUCGCAUUUCCUACUACGAGCGGGUUCUCCGAGGCGAGAUCCCGGCGGCGCCGACACUGCCGCCGCUCUUCGAGACCGAUGACGGCCACGACUCGGAGGCCGCCAGUCGCCAGCCCUCCGGCAGCGGUGGUUCUGCCUCGGGGGCCCGGCCAGACUCCGGUCCCCGGCCGCCGGCCCCGGCGCCGGAGAAGCCCCGCGCGCCGGCACCUUGCCCGCUGCUGAUCGCCUGCAGUGCCUGCACCCCGAGCAUGAUGGAGCACCCUCAGUGCAUGCCCACCGGCUAUGUGUCCUCCUACGACUGCCCCACGGGCCUGGUCCUGCGGCCGUGCGAGAAGCCGGGCAAAUUCCGCCGGGUGUCGUACAUCGUGUUCCUGCUCGUCGCCGGGGUGGGGUUCCUCCUGGCGCUGGCCUUCCUGCGCAUCCGCCGGCGCAAGCACCGGUCUGCCCUGGACCGAGUGAUGAAGCUGUAG
Molecule: messenger RNA, 693 nt
Organism: Fonticula alba
Lineage: Eukaryota; Rotosphaerida; Fonticulaceae
Exons: 3
Coding region: 1-693 (230 amino acids)
Cellular component (GO): membrane
Source: RefSeq, a predicted model, not a curated record